UUUUGUCACACAUUCUCUCGCUUGGCACCUCGGUGCCUUUAUCUCUUCGACAGCAACAGAAACUCACACAGAGACACGGAACAAAGUCCACCACUUUAUCUACCAACCAGUCAGACACAGCAGAGGCAGCUGGGAUUGUGGCAGCAAAGAUGGCAAAUAAGGCUGAUGUUAAGGCCAUCAUGGCUCGCUUCCAAACAGCUGGGACAAGUGUUGACGAAACGUCCUCCUCACCAGCUGGAUGUCCCAAACAGCCCCUUCACCCCACCCUUUCUUCUGGGCCACCUAUACAGAAGAAACCUGUCUUGGAGAGCCUCUCUGGCAGUGCAGCAAAUACCCCUCCAAAACCAUCUUUCCUGAAAAACGCAGCAUCUACCACAAGUAACCCAGAUGUACAUGCACCAAAUAAAACUAAAGCCCUGACUAGCAAAUUUGCCAACAACCAGGAUGACACCAGUGCUGGCAACAAACCUUUUGUCAUUAAGAAACAGCAGACACCCUUGAAGCCAAAUUUCUCACAUGCUACUGAAGCUAAAAGUCCUGUACAGAAGUCUCCUCUCACCAAACCAUCCCUCAGCUCCACAUUGUCUGAAUCCAAACCUGCCUUUCCAAAGCCCCCUGUAGUUAACUCAAAGCCCAGCUGGGUGAAGGAAGAUAGUGGUGGGGGUACAGCCUUAACUAGCAGCCCCAUUCCACCCAAAGCACCUAGUUUGCAUAAAAAGCCAGUAAGCAGCGUCUUAAAAAUACAGCAACAGAAUGAAGAACAUGCCGAAGGAAACACAGACACCAUGAACAAACCCUCACCUCUAGCAAAUGCUAACUUUAAGCCCUCCUCCAAUUUCAAGACUGCUCAGAGUAUGUUCAACAAGGAGAAGGAACCAUCAGAGCAGACAGAGAGUGGCGGAGUCAACAAACCAGCCCUUAAUGCCACUAACUCCACUGCUCCUCCCAAACCUCCUGCCAACAAAAAGCCUAGCUUAAAGAAGCCACACAAGGCCUCUACUCAGGCUGUUAAGACUGAUGAUACUUCAGGCCCAAAGCGUAACCCCCUCCCCAACAGUUUAGCUUUGGGUCCUGCUCCUGCUAAACCAAACAGACCCCCCAAAGUCAACCUUGAGAAUAUUAAAAGAGGUGCUGAGGCUUCUGAAGAGGGCCCUGGUUUCAAGAAACCCACCGUCCCAGCUCCCCCAAGCUCUCACCCCAGUAACCAGAGCAACCAUGUGGCCCCAACUCAGCCUUCUGUUGUGCCCAGCUUACCUCCACGACAUCCUGGCACCAUGAACCAGCAAGACAUUUAUGAUGAUGUUGAUGAAAUCAUCAAUGCUCCUCCGCCUCUGCCGCCAUCUGCAGGCCACCCAAGUCACAAGGCAAAGGAGGAAAUUGACAGUGAUGAUGGAGAUAUGUACGAGCCACUGGAUGACCGAUGGGAUGACGCUGAAAAAGCCCAAGAUAAAAAGAAAGAUGAUAAGGAGGAGAAAAAGCGACUGGAGGCUGAGAAAAAGGAGCAGAAAGAACGAGAAAAGAAGGAAAACGAUGCCAGGAAAAGGUUUAAACUGCUCGGACCACUGGAGGUCAUUCAGCAAGGAAAGGCUCUUGUGGAUUGCAAAGGCAGCAAGACUGAUCUGGCUCUGAAGCAGGGCGACUGUGUGGACAUCAUCCGUGUCCAGGGCAACCCAGAGGGGAAAUGGUUGGGACGUACACCAGAUGGAUCAAUUGGUUAUGUGAAGACCACUUCCGUAGAAAUUGACUUCAACUCGCUGAAGAAUCGUCCAGUUCAGUCAACGAAUGACCAGGAGCUCUAUGACGACAUUGAUGUGGCGCCUGAGAAAAGUGGUCUCAAAGGACCAGGAGUUGUUCUCCCACCGUUACCUGGAGAAGAUGGAGAAAUAUAUGAUGAUGUUGUUGAUCCAAACCUGGAAGUGAGUACCCCUAUUCCCAGGUCCACUACUGUGAAGUCUCGAAGCUUCCUGCGGAUGUUUGAUCGAAACAGACAUCCCUACAGCAUUAAAGUAGUGCCUCCACCUACCCAGUUUACUGCAGAUGGGAAUUCAGAUCAUCCAAAAGCAGCAGAUGAUGAGGAGAUAUAUGAUGAUGUUGACUCUCAAAAUGCACCUCCCCCUCCUCCCCUUAGCAGCCUUCCAGGCAUAAAAGGCAAAAGCAAAACUGAAGAAAUGGACCCAAAGAAGCAGAAAAAGUUUGAGAAAGAGGAAAAAGACUUCCGGAAAAAGUUCAAAUAUGAAGGGGAGAUACAGAUGUUGUACCAAGUGAACGUUCUGCCAACAUUUUCUAACAAGAAGUGGGGCGGGAAAGACCUGCCAUUAAAAGCUGGGGAGACACUUGACGUCAUUGUUAAAGCUGUGGAUGACAAACUUAUCUGUCGGAAUGAGGAUGGAAAGUUUGGUUAUGUUUUAACCAGCAACAUUGUCAUGGACGAUGGAGAAAUCUAUGAUGAUAUUGGGGGAGAUGACUGCAUCUACGACAACGACUAAGAAACGUUCUGCAUCGAAUUUUAUGUUUUACACUGAUACUGCUCAUGAUGUGUUAUUUAUUAUAGAUUCAAUUAUAUACACUGUGAGUUAUAGUAAGUUAGUCUGUUAAUCAGACUGAACUGCCAUUCCAUAGUCCCCUUAUUAUAUAUUAAUAAAUGAUUGAAUUGUUGGAAAAUUUAAGAAGUGCCACUUAGAGCUGAAAGCAGGCUUCUUUAAAUGAACAAUGCAAUGCAUCUUAGAAUUAGUUUGUACAAAAACAAAACAAAACAAAACAAAAACAUUUUAAAGCAUUUAUGUUACUUGUGGUGCAUUUGUUUGAACAACAGUAUUUGAUUAUUUCUAUGUUCUUUGUUUUUCUUCUUUUAGAUUGCCUUUUAAUAAGCAGCUGAAAUGCAUUUCUCACUAUUUUUCUACAGUUUGCAACAUUAUAGAAAAAAACUAAAGCAUAUAAAAAGCACAACUUGCUGAUUUCUUUUUAUAUUGUGUCAGUGAUGUAACAUUGUACCAACUAACUAAUGUCAACUGAAAUUGGGAUUACUUUUAAAGCUAACUGUCAAUGUGUUUAAGUGCCAAACUGCCUCAAAUAUGCUGUACAUGCAAUUAUUAUUACAAAGGUGCGCUUGUGCAAUUGUGAAAGAGCAUAGCUUCAGUGAAGACAAUAAAAGAGGCUUACUGUUCCAUUAUGAGAUUUUUUUAAUACAUCUGACACCAUUUUAGAUGAGACCAGUCAAUUUAAGUUAUGUGAGUGAAGCUGGAUGAUGUACUAUAUGAACAACUGAAAGAACAAUCGCAAGAAAUGAAGACUAUUAGUCAUCUCUAUACAGUUGUUCUUUCAGGAAGAGACUUAGCGACAUCUAGUGGCAGCCAUCAGGAUCUGCAGUGCCUGCCGGUAGCAGCUCUGAAAUAACAGAAUACUGCAGUACAUUACAUUGUUAAAUAUUCUUACAAAUUCUUACAAAAAUUCACCAUUUUAAAAUUCUUUUAUUUUUUAUAUAUGAAGAGAAACAUACUUGGAAUAAAUUAAAAACUGCCACAGUGGUUUGCAGUCAUUUAUCUGACCACAAAAAAGCAAAUAUUAACAGCAGCCUUGAUUUUUCUAUCUAUGAAAAUUAACUUUCAUGCAAUCAUACAAAAUCAUCUGCAGAACAGAAUUAGAAUAAUUUUUUUAAAAAGCAGGCUUAAAACUAAUUUUACAAUGUGCUGAAAAUUUAGAAUCAGAAGUUUUAGUAAAAGGGGAAGUUUCUUCACUUAAACAUCUUCAAAUUAAACUUUGGUAUGCAUGUAGUAAAUUAAUAUUAUUCAAGCUAUACACUGGAUAUAAAUAAAGUCCUCGGUGAAAACCAGCACUGCAGAGAUAAAUAUGGUAUAACAAUUUUCCUGAAAAUACUAUGUUCAACAUUCUAAUAAGGAAAAUAUGAUACUUAUUUUCAACAAGAAAGAAAGAAAGAAAGAAAGAAAGAAAGAAAGAAAGAAAGAAAGAAAGAAAGAAAGAAAGAAAGAAAGAAAGAAAGAAAGAAAGAAAGAAAGAAAGAAAGAAAGAAAGAAAGAAAGAAAGAAAGAAAGAAAGAAAGAAAGAAAGAAAGAAAGAAAGAAAGAAAAAGUAUCUCCUUUACUUUCUUCUUUGAAUACUUAUAAAAACUACUUCCGCAUACACCGGAAGUAUCGGUCCGGCCACAUUCAUCAUGGUUCCUCCAGUCGCAGUGUCACCGCUCAUUAAGACGACCAGAUGGUCCGCUCUGCUGCUCGGCAUUUUCUAUGGCAAAAUGAGGUUUGAUUACCUGAAGCCCAUUGCUGAGGAGGAGAGGAGAGUUGAGGAAGCAGAGAAGAAAGCCCGGGAGGAGCAGGAACGCAUUUACAAACAACUGUCUGAAGCAAAUUCCGACACCAUCCUCAAAUGAAUCCUCUUUGGACCUGUGCUAAUACAUUCCAAAUUUAAUAAACUAAAAAUUAUUUUUCAUGU
This is a messenger RNA of Melanotaenia boesemani (Boeseman's rainbowfish), 4446 nucleotides long. It is a transcript of the gene fyb1b, whose product is annotated as FYN binding protein b. NCBI's taxonomy places the organism in Eukaryota, Metazoa, Chordata, Actinopteri, Atheriniformes, Melanotaeniidae. Bases 150 to 2486 code for a protein of 778 amino acids. The transcript has 22 exons. Gene Ontology annotation, biological process: integrin-mediated signaling pathway; T cell receptor signaling pathway; protein localization to plasma membrane. Gene Ontology annotation, cellular component: plasma membrane. The record is from RefSeq and is a predicted model, not a curated record. Gene Ontology annotation, molecular function: protein binding.